Macadamia integrifolia is the source of this 693-nucleotide messenger RNA. Its product is annotated as cytochrome b5-like. NCBI's taxonomy places the organism in Eukaryota, Viridiplantae, Streptophyta, Magnoliopsida, Proteales, Proteaceae. Gene Ontology annotation, molecular function: heme binding. The transcript has a single exon. Gene Ontology annotation, cellular component: intracellular membrane-bounded organelle; membrane. The record is from RefSeq and is a predicted model, not a curated record. The coding region runs from base 280 to 693 and encodes 137 amino acids.
AAACAAUACGGUCUUUUCACACCUAACUAUAGCUGGGUGUAGAGAACCCCAGAUUGGUAGGAUUAUUUUUCCCAUAUAUACAACCCUAAUUAAUAAUAGAAUGUUCCACAUGUCUCAGCCCAUUCCUGACACGUUAUGUAUCAUAUAAGUAGGCCAAUUUGACAAGACUCCGAUCUUGAAUUCUUGAUUAUCAUAGCUAGAUAGAAGAGUCUCAAUUUUUUUAUUUCUUUUAAGUUUGAUCUUCUGGGUCUCUUUCUCCUUCAUAAUAGUUCUCCUGCAAUGGGAAGUUCCAAACGUUUCUCUCUAUCACAGGUCUCAAGCCAUACCUCUGCAAAAGAUUGCUGGGUGAUCAUUCAUGGCAAGGUAUAUGAUGUGAGUAAGUUCUUGGAAGAGCAUCCAGGAGGAGAAGAGGUUCUUCUACAGUCAGCAGCCAAAGGAGAUGCUACUGAAGAUUUUGACGAAGUGGGUCAUACUACUGCAGCCACUGCCAUGAUGACUUGCUACUAUUUAGGUGAUCUUAAGGAUUCCGAUUCUAACUCCGAUGACGGCGCCGCCGAGGAAGAGAAAUAUGAGAGAUUUGUUCCACCUAAGGCAUCACACCAGUCUUCCCUUGUUUUCAUGAAACUUAUUCCUUUCCUCAUCCUUGUAAUGGCUUUUGCUGUUUGGGAUUAUAUCAACAAAGCCAAAGCUUAA